This is a messenger RNA of Leptinotarsa decemlineata (Colorado potato beetle), 904 nucleotides long. RefSeq names its product potassium/sodium hyperpolarization-activated cyclic nucleotide-gated channel 1. Gene Ontology annotation, molecular function: voltage-gated potassium channel activity. The record is from RefSeq and is a predicted model, not a curated record. Gene Ontology annotation, cellular component: HCN channel complex. Gene Ontology annotation, biological process: potassium ion transmembrane transport; sodium ion transmembrane transport; regulation of membrane depolarization. NCBI's taxonomy places the organism in Eukaryota, Metazoa, Arthropoda, Insecta, Coleoptera, Chrysomelidae.
UAUUGAUUGUCAAGUUCAACAGAUAUAAUCCCUUACAAAAUGGAACACGAUUGCAAAAUUGAGCCUAGUUGCAGUGUUACAAAACUGAUUAGUACUACCAAUGCCAUCAAAAAACUGAAGACUCGAUUAAGAAAUAUCGUGCUUGUUUCUCCAGAUAAUCCAGGAGCUUCUAAAUAUUUCCGAAGUGAAAGGGCAUUACGAGACGAAAAACAGAGGCAGCUAAAUAUAAAGUGCCCGUGGGUAAUUCAUCCUUUAAGCAAAUUCAGGGCUUGGUAUGAAAUGUUCUUGAUCGUGUUGUAUUUUUCUACUUUGCUGUUCAAACCAGUGGAUGCUAGUUUCGCAAAUAGUGUAACUUUAUUUAACGGCUAUCGAGAAAUGUCCAUUACUUUGGACAUGCUGUGCUGGAUAGAUAUAUUCUUCAACUUUUGGACCGGAUAUGACACCAGUUCGAUACAUGGGAUUGAACUUCGCCCCAACCGAAUAGCAAAGCAUUAUAUGUGGAGCCCCUUCUUCAUUUGUGAUGUUUUGUCUUCAAUUCCAAGAAAUCUUGCCUAUUACAUCGUGGAGUUUCCAAACAGACCAAUUUUAGGAGUUAUAAAUGUCUUAUCUCUUCUGAAAUUCUCAAGAAUAUUCACAUUAAUUAAUUUAAUUCACCGAACUUCUCAGUAUUUGCAAAUCAGAAGUAGAGGAGCUGUCUUUAUUAUAUCUGCAAGUUUGGUGACAUUUUUGGUGAUUCAUUGGCUGUCUUGUUUCCAAUUUUUAAUACCACGACUCACUGGCAUAUAUUUCGCGAGUACUAUUGGAGUUAAUCGAGAAAGUUGGAUAUAUAAGCAUGGAAUUAAUGAAAAAAAAUGGUCAGCUAGAUACUCGCAUUGUUUUUUUAAAGGCUCCGCUGAAAUACUGG